Molecule: messenger RNA, 852 nt
Organism: Hibiscus syriacus
Lineage: Eukaryota; Viridiplantae; Streptophyta; Magnoliopsida; Malvales; Malvaceae
Product: heavy metal-associated isoprenylated plant protein 37-like
Exons: 3
Coding region: 1-852 (283 amino acids)
Molecular function (GO): metal ion binding
Source: RefSeq, a predicted model, not a curated record
AUGAACAAUAGCAAAAACUGUUUGAGAAUGUUAACAACUGGUUUGGAACUCGGAGAUAUUGAGGUUCCUACACAUUUGCUCAAAGUUAACAUCAACUGUCAAGGGUGCAAGCGGAGAGUGAAGAAACUUCUCCGGAAAAUUGAAGGGGUUUUUUCAGUUCACAUAGAUGAAGAACACCAAGUGGUUAAAGUAACUGGAAAUGUUGAUCCAACUAAGUUAAUUAAGAGGUUGAUGAAAUCUGGAAAGCAUGCAGAGUUUUGGUCCCCAAAUAAACACCUCCAACUCAUAAAAGGUGACACCAACAACACGGAUCUAACGCAAAAUCCAAGGAUUAAUGGGAUUAAUGUUCCCCGAACUGAGCAUGAAAGCACCGCCGUUGGCUAUGAUGUUCAAGCUGAUUCAGGCAUAAAUGUCGGCUACAAUAUCGGCCGUAACCUCAUGACAGGCGAGGCUGAUCGGAGUUUUGUAGAUGAAGCAAACUUGCGGAGGAUGCAGGAGGAAGGAAACACAUUUGCCAAGAAUGGAUAUGUGAUAUCAAUGUUGGAGCCUGCAGGCUUUGGGGGCAAUAAUGGUGCUGGUUUCGUCGACUUACAACUGCACGAAUCCAGUGCUGCUGGUUUUGUCGGCUUACGACCACAUGAAUUCGGUAUGUUUCAUGAGGUUCCAUCAAGCUUGACAACUGAUGACUAUAAUGAUCCAAAUCUUCCAUCAAUGAUUGAAACCAGCUUGCAAGGGUACCACCACAACAAUCCAUCUGCACAUAUGAACACUUACAUGCAGAACAGGCAUAGCAAUAACCCUAGGAAUACGAAUUUGAGUUAUGAUAACAAGUACAUGUACACCAAGAUAUGA